Messenger RNA from Acaromyces ingoldii, 951 nucleotides. Its product is annotated as lysozyme-like protein. The coding region runs from base 1 to 951 and encodes 316 amino acids. The record is from RefSeq and is a predicted model, not a curated record. Lineage: Eukaryota; Fungi; Basidiomycota; Exobasidiomycetes; Exobasidiales; Cryptobasidiaceae. The transcript has a single exon.
AUGCACAAGCGCGCACAUGGCUCCAGGAGGUCCAAGCGGUGUGCUAGCAAGAGCGGCAGCGGAUCCGGGGACAGCGCAUCCAAGAUCAAGAAUGGCAGCUCUGGAAGCAGCUCUGGCAGCAGCUCUGGCAGCAGCUCGGGAAGCGGUUCCAGCAGUGGCUCAAGCUCUGACAGCAGCAGUAGCAGCAAGAGUGCUAAAAGCAGCAAGACAAGCAACGACAGCAGCAACGAUGACAGUGGCAGCGACAGCAGCAGCAGCAGCAGCAGCAGCAGUAGCUCUGGCAGUAGCAGCGGAAAAGGCUUGAUUGGCAUGGCCAAAUUCACCGGAAGCCAGUGUGCGCCUGACGCGAGCUCCCAGUACCCCAACGGCAACAUUAACUUCCUCAACUGCGGUCUUCAGAAGAGCGGAUCUGGCAAUUGGCACCCGCCCGCAGUCAAGCUCAGCCAAGUCAAAGUUCUCGACUCGUCUUCCGCCGCCUCGAGCUCCGUCUUCGCCCCUUGCAAGAAGUACAAGAGCGCCUUUGACAGCGCGUCGCAGCAGACAGGCGUCCCCGCCACGUUCCUCAUGGCCUUUGCCAUGCAGGAGUCGACGUGCAACCAGGGCUCGACGGGCCCGAAUGGCGAGGUUGGCCUGAUGCAGCUCACCGACGGCACAGCACAGAGCCUGGGCAUCAGCAACCCGCACGAUGCCACCCAGAAUGCUCUCGGCGGGGCAAAGUACUUUAAGAAGCUCCUUGACCAGAGCCAAAACAACGUCUUGCUUGCUGUCGGCCAGUACAAUGGCUGGACGGACGGCAUGUCUUACCACGACGCUACUAGCCGGAAUGGCGGUAGCCCCUGCGCGCAAAACAACCUCGACUACCUCAACCAGUUCUUCAACGGCUGGAUUCAGGGCAAGAGCGGCGACUCGAUCCCCAAGGUCUUCAACAACAUGAAGACGUGCAAGGAUUAA